CUUCUACACCUGUUCCUGGUAGCGUCUUUCUCUUGGGCCGAUCACCCAAUCUGCAAGCGCAGAGGAAAUACUGAGAACCCCCAGCUGUUUAAGGAUGGAGACAUCAUGUUGGGGGGCAUCUUUUCUCUCCACAGCAGCUGGAUUCACCGAAAGGAUACCUACGUGCACAAGCCGCCUCCACUGCAGUGCACCAGUUUGAAUUUUAGGGGAUUCCAGUUUGCCCAGGCUAUGCUCUUUGCCAUCGAGGAGAUAAACAACAGCACAGACCUGCUGCCCGGUCUCACUCUGGGCUAUAAAAUCUAUGACUCUUGCGGCUCCAUUUCUAGAGGGGUAAGGGUUGCCCUGGCUUUGGCCAAUGGAGACUCGGACGGUCCUUUGGACGAGCCCUGCACCAGACCAGCCCAAGUUCAAGCUAUUGUGGGUGAGACGUCGUCCUCUCCUUGCAUGGCUAUUGCUACUGUAAUCGGACCCUUUCACAUCCCACUGAUCAGUCACUUUGCCACCUGUGCUUGCCUCAGCGAUAAAGUCAAAUACCGGUCUUUCCUCAGAACAAUACCUAGUGAUUACUACCAAAGUAGAGCCCUGGCACAGCUAGUCAAACACUUUGGGUGGACCUGGGUUGGAGCUAUUAACACCAAUGAUGAUUAUGGUAACAACGGAAUGGCCACAUUUACAGCAUCUGCCCGACAGCUCGGUAUCUGCCUGGAGUACUCAGUGUCUUUCUUUAGGACUGAUCCACCAGACAAAAUACAAAAGAUAAUAAAUGUCAUUAAGCGUUCCACUUCCAAAGUGAUUGUCGCAUUCCUCUCCCACAUGGACAUAGAUGUGCUGAUACCCCAAUUGUCUUAUCACAACCUGACCGGCUACCAGUGGGUUGGCACUGAAGGUUGGAUAUUUGAUUCCCAAACUGCCACUAUGGAUCAGCAUCACAUCUUGGAUGGAGCCAUCGGCCUGUCCAUUCCCAAAGCACAUGUAUCGGGCAUGAGGGAGUUUAUAUUGGAUGUCAAACCCCUCAAUUCAUCUGGUGAUGACACUUUCAAAAAAUUCUGGGAGACAUUGUUCAACUGUCAGCUCAAGCAAACAAACUUGUCCUCAAGGAGUCCGAGGAAGUGCAGUGAUUUUGAGGACCUGGGCAACAUUCACAACAGCUUCACUGAUAUGUCACUCAUGCCAAUCUUUAAUAAUGUCUAUAAAGCAGUGUACACUGUCGUCCACGCACUUCAUGGUAUUCUUGGUUGUAACACAACAUGUAACACAGAGGUGCAGCUAAAGCCAUCCACAAUUUUACACCACAUGAAGAAUAUUCGCUUCAUAACUAAGGAAGGAGAUGAAGUUUACUUUAAUGAGAAUGGAGACCCAACAGCCAAAUAUGAAAUCAUAAACUGGCAGCCCGGAGAAAACGGGGUUGUCACAUUUGUCACAGUCGGUUUGUAUGACGCAUCUGCAGACAAACAGCUGACUUUGCAUACUAAGUCUCUGGUUUGGGCAGAGAACUCCCACCAGGUGCCGAUGUCAGUUUGCAGUGAGAAGUGUCGCCCGGGGACACGCAAAGUUCUGCAGAAAGGAAGGCCUGUCUGCUGCUAUGACUGUGUGAGGUGUGCAGAGGGUGAAUAUAGCAACAUAACAGAUUCUGCCACAUGUGCGCGAUGUCCCUCUGAGUUCUGGUCAAAUGAGAGAAGAAACGCCUGCUUGAAAAAAGAAGCCGAGUUCCUGUCUUACGAGGAGGUCAUGGGAGCGAUCCUCACCGUGGCGUCUUUACUUGGCUCGUGCAUGACAGCGGCUGUAGCCUGUGUUUUCUUUAAAUACAGGAAAACACCCAUAGUCAGGGCCAACAACUCGGAGCUGAGCUUCCUGUUGCUGUUCUCCCUGACAUUGUGCUUCCUGUGCUCUCUGACCUUCAUCGGCCCGCCCACCGAGUGGUCCUGCAUGCUGCGCCACACAGCUUUUGGAAUCACCUUUGUGCUUUGCAUCUCUUGCAUUCUGGGGAAGACCAUAGUGGUGCUUAUGGCCUUCAGGGCCACACUACCUGACAGUAAUGUCAUGAAGUGGUUCGGGCCUCUUCAGCAGAGGCUUAGUGUGCUGGCGUUCACUCUUAUACAAGUCAUCAUAUGCAUCCUCUGGCUAACAUUGGCUCCUCCUUUUCCUUUGAAGAAUUUCAAGGAGUAUAAAGAUAAAAUCAUUUUGGAGUGCGCCGUGGGUUCAGCCGUGGGAUUCUGGGCUGUGCUUGGCUACAUCGGUCUUUUGGCCGUGUUGUGUUUCAUUCUGGCCUUUUUGGCGCGGAAGUUGCCCGAUAACUUUAACGAAGCCAAAUUGAUUACCUUUAGCAUGUUGAUAUUUUCCGCAGUGUGGAUCACUUUCAUCCCCGCGUAUAUCAGCUCCCCUGGGAAGUUCAGUGUCACUGUGGAAAUAUUUGCGAUAUUGGCCUCCAGUUUUGGAUUGCUCAUUUGCAUAUUUGUGCCUAAAUGUUACAUAAUACUAAUGCGACCUGAGAAGAACACAAAAAAGAACAUGAUGAGUAAAGGGACACUAAAAUCCUUAUAA
Nerophis ophidion (straightnose pipefish) is the source of this 2541-nucleotide messenger RNA. Its product is annotated as extracellular calcium-sensing receptor-like. The coding region runs from base 106 to 2541 and encodes 811 amino acids. Gene Ontology annotation, molecular function: G protein-coupled receptor activity. Lineage: Eukaryota; Metazoa; Chordata; Actinopteri; Syngnathiformes; Syngnathidae. Gene Ontology annotation, cellular component: membrane. The transcript is spliced from 6 exons. Gene Ontology annotation, biological process: G protein-coupled receptor signaling pathway. The record is from RefSeq and is a predicted model, not a curated record.